CCAGUUUUUCUCAUAAGAAUAAUAAGGAUUCCAUCAGGCUUCAGCUGGAAUUUCCACGCCGCUGUUUCUCAAUCGUCGUUCGGCUGUGUCUGCUGAAGAGCGUUUCUGAUUACAGGAAAUUACUUGAUUCAUUGCUGUACGACCUCUGUAAAUAUUGUGACUUGCGGAAAGAAACUAUGCUUUCAGGACUGAAGUUCAUACCACGGGAUCAAAUUGAUAAAGAAAAAGAUGACACAUUCAGCGCUUCAAGGAAUGAGAGAAAAAAAUCAGGGCAUAGGAAGGAAAAAUCGGAGAGAAAGAAGAGGCAUUCCCAUUAUAGUAGUUCUGAUGAUGAAGGCCUUGAAAGAAUAAAAAGUGGGUCUAGAAAGAAAAAGAAGUGGUAUGAUUCAGAAGAGGAUUUGUCUUUGUCUUCCGAAAAAAGUGGUAGCGAAAGUGAUCAGGAGCAUCAUCGGAAGAAACAUAGGAGGCGGAAAGGGAAAAAGAAAAGGCGUGAUGAUAGCUCAGACAGUGAACGGAAAAGUCGGUCAAAGAAGAGAGCUAGUCGUAGAAGAAAAAAUUAUUCAUCUGAAGAUGAAUCGUUGAGUUGUUCUGAGAGAGAAGAUAACUGUGAAGAAGGGAGUCACGAUAAGGGUGGGAUGAGUAGAUGGAAAGAUGAUGAGAAAUGGGGCAAAAAGAGUGACCAUAUGGAAAAUGACUUGAUUGAUGAUAAUAGAGGAUCUCAAUCACAAAACUCCAGUAGCAUUGUGAGGAAAGAAAUGGGGUUGGAAUGGAUGCUUCGACCGAAAGACAAUACAGAGAAGGCUUCUAAUAAAUCUUUUCAUAAUGAGCCUGAGGCAGCUCCAGAAGAAGAGAUAAAGAAGGAUAAUCCUAGGGAACUAAAUCCAUAUCUUAAAAAUAAUGGGAGUGGUUAUCCAGAAGAUUCAGAUGGAGUGGAGACUGGGGGCAAACCAAUCCUAUCUACUGCUGUUAUUGGUGAUGGAGGCGCCAGCUGGAGGCUUAAAGCUUUGAAAAGAGCCCAAGAACAAGCAGCGCGUGAGGGACGGAAACUUCAAGAGGUGGUUGAAGAGCGCUGGGGUUCCAUGGGUCAUUUUGCAGCUUCUGUGGCUUCUCAUAGUGUUGCGCCAACUCAUGCCCAUCUUCAAGCCAUAAAACAUAGGAGGAAGGGACUAUUUAAUGAAGAAAAGACAAAUAUAGAUGAAGAAAAUGAUCAGAGUAAGAAGGAUUUUGAUCAGAAAAGCGUGAAGGAUUUUCAGCCUAGGCAUCCUAAAAUGAGAGUGCCGAAAGUUGAUGAUUCUUUGUCUUGGGGGAAGCGGGGAAGUAAAAAGUUGUCAACUGAGGAUACUGCUCUUGUCUCUGCUGCCUUGUCCAGUUUAAAUAAGUUUUCCAAUGAUGGAAGAUUCAUGGACGCAUUUAUGCAUCAGAAGACGGGUGAUCCCAGCAAUUCCUUGAAUUUUGAAGGAAGAGGUGGUCCAACUUCAGAUGGAAUUGUGCACGGAGAAACCAAAGAUGAUGCUGGAACAGUUAAGCCAGACAUGAGUGCAAAUCAAUUGGCUGCCAAGGCCUUGCAACUCCGUAUGAAAGGAAAGCAUGAGGAAGCAGAGAAAGUGUUGAAAGAAGUUGAGAAUAUGAAAGAGAAGCAGAAUAUUAGCAAUGAAUCAAGUAGACAGAGAAUUGAUGGGACCACAAGCAGGAUUAUUAUGCAAGACGUAUCUGCAAGGCAAAAGAAGAAGGAGGAUGAUGCAGAUUUGCAUCUAGCUCAAAAGAUCAUGCAUAAUCAUCGAUACAGCAUAUCUAAUCAGGCGGAUGAAGAAUAUGAUUAUGAUGAUGGUCCAAGGAGGAAGACUCGAAAGAAAGGAGGGGCUGGCAAUCAUAAAGCAUCUGAGAUAACUCAUUCUGCAAACCGAUUCUUGACUCAGCAGGACCGCUGCCAAUUUUGCUUUGAAAAUCCAAAUAGACCCAAGCAUCUAGUUGUUGCUAUUGCGAACUUUACUUACUUGUCACUACCUCAACAACAACCUGUUGUCCCGGGUCAUUGUGCCAUCUUAACAUUGCAGCAUGAAUCUUCCACGAGAACUGUUGAUGAUAACGUGUGGAAUGAAAUUCGAAACUUCAAGAAAUGCUUGAUAAUGAUGUUUGCGAAGCAGGAGAAGGACGUACUGUUCCUUGAGACUGUGAUGGGACUGGCACAACAGAAGCGCCACUGUUUGGUUGAGUGCAUUCCUUUGCCCCAAGAUGUUGCAAAGCAGGCACCUGUAUACUUCAAGAAGGCAAUUGAUGAAGCUGAAGAUGAAUGGAGUCAGCACAAUGCUAAGAAGCUCAUUGACACAAGUGAAAAGGGCCUCCGAAGUUCUAUCCCCAAGAAUUUCCCAUAUUUCCAUGUUGAAUUUGGACUGGACAAGGGAUUUGUUCACGUGAUAGAUGAUGAAAAAGAAUUUAAAAGCAGCUUUGGCCUCAACGUAGUAAGAGGUAUGCUCCGUCUGCCGGCUGAGGACAUGCACCGACGUCGGAGGAAUGAGCCUGUAGAUAUACAAAAGCAAGCAGUUGCCAGUUUUGCACGGGAUUGGGAACCUUUUGAUUGGACAAAGCAGCUGGACUAAUUUAUUGUUCAGAAAGUGUAAACACUUUUAAAGUUGUGUUUUUGUUAUCAAGUUUCCAGUCUUGUGCCACCUUAUUGGUGUGGCCGAGUGAAGUUAACUGAGAAGAAAGGUAACUUGAAUGGACAUUAGUUGUCUGUUUAUCGCCUUUGGAUUGAGUAUGACCCAAUGGAACGACUGGUGGAUGGUGGAUUAUGGGGAUGUAUGGGUGGUGCUCAUCACUUACGCACUUUCAAGUCCAAUGUAUGGGGUUUGCCAUUCAAGAAUCUCAUGUAGGUCAGAGCUUCUGCUGGUUCUUUUGCUAGAUAAGUCGUGUAAUGCUGCAGCUACAGGCUUGCAUCUGAGCUACUACGCUGUAGAUCAGUACUGUCUAUAUGUUGCUGAAAAAAAUAGAGAAAUUUUGUUCCUUUUUUUCUUUUUGAUGUUGUCAAUAAUAGUCAUGUGGACAAAUCCAUUCUUCGACGAAUCUUUUUAAUUUUUAUGAUA
Sesamum indicum (sesame) is the source of this 3080-nucleotide messenger RNA. RefSeq names its product CwfJ-like family protein. Gene Ontology annotation, cellular component: post-mRNA release spliceosomal complex. Gene Ontology annotation, biological process: mRNA splicing, via spliceosome. The record is from RefSeq and is a predicted model, not a curated record. NCBI's taxonomy places the organism in Eukaryota, Viridiplantae, Streptophyta, Magnoliopsida, Lamiales, Pedaliaceae.